Messenger RNA from Merops nubicus (carmine bee-eater), 1171 nucleotides. Its product is annotated as serine/threonine-protein kinase 10-like. The transcript has 8 exons. Gene Ontology annotation, molecular function: protein serine/threonine kinase activity. NCBI's taxonomy places the organism in Eukaryota, Metazoa, Chordata, Aves, Coraciiformes, Meropidae. The annotation marks the transcript as partial. The record is from RefSeq and is a predicted model, not a curated record.
ACAAAGAAGAAGUUCUAUGACACGGAACUGGAAAACCUGGAACGGCAGCAGAAGCAGCAGAUCGAGAAGAUGGAACAAGAUCAUGCGCUGCACCGGCGGGAGGAGGCCAAGCGCAUUCGCCUGGAGCAGGAGCGGGACCAUGUCAAAUUCCUGGAGCAGCUGAAGCAGAUGAAGAAAGAGGUCAAGAAUGAGGUUGAAAAGCUGCCACGGCAACAGCGCAAAGGGAACAUGAAGGUGAAGAUGGAUGACUUUGCCCAGAAAAAACAAACCAUGGAACAGGAGUUUUUUGCCAAGCAGAAGGAAGACCUGGAGCUAGCCAUGAAGAAUAUAACCAUCCAGAACAAGAAAGAGAUCUGCGACAAGGAACGCGAGUGCCUGAACAAAAAGCAGCAGCUCAUGAGAGGUGGGUGGCAAAGGCUGCAAAGGAGGAAAGCAAAUCCUCAACAGGAGAAACACCAGCUUGUCAAGCAGCAGCUAAAGGAUCAAUAUUUCCUGCAGAGGCACGAGUUGCUCCGGAAGCAUGAGAAGGAAAGGGAGCAGAUGCAGAGAUACAACCAGCGCAUGUUAGAGCAGCUGAAAAUUCGGCAGCAGCAGGAGAGAGCCCGGCUCCCCAAAAUCCAGAGGAGCGAAGGGAAGACGCGCAUGGCCAUGUACAAGAAGAGCCUUCACAUCCACUCCAGCGGGAGUGCAUCCGAGCAGCGGGAGAAGAUAAAACAGUUUGCUCAGCAGGAGGAGAAGAGGCAAAAAGCAGAGCGGCUGCACCAGCAGCAGAAGCACGAGACGCAGAUGAAGGACAUGCAGGCCCAGUGCGAGAGCAACACCAACGAGCUCCAGCAGCUGCAGAAUGAAAAGUGUCAUCUCUUGAUUGAACAUGAAACACAGAAGCUUAAGUCCCUGGAUGAGAAUCACAACCAGCACAUGAAGGAGUGGCGAGACAAGCUGAGGCCACGGAAGAAGGCCCUGGAGGAUGAGCUGAACCAGAAGAAGCGUGAGCAGGAGAUGUUCUUCAAGCUGAGCGAGGAGGCAGGUGGACAGAUGCCAGCAUCCCCAACCAAACACGCCAAGUUUGUCCCGUUCAGCUCUGCAGAGAGCUUGUAACAUCCCACAGCUGGCAGGCCACCAGCUGGUACUUGCUCUGUCCUCCUGGGCUGCAGGUGGGCAACUUAAACUU